Xenopus laevis (African clawed frog) is the source of this 1398-nucleotide messenger RNA. RefSeq lists its product as uncharacterized. The transcript is spliced from 10 exons. Bases 1 to 1281 code for a protein of 426 amino acids. The record is from RefSeq and is a predicted model, not a curated record. Lineage: Eukaryota; Metazoa; Chordata; Amphibia; Anura; Pipidae.
AUGGAUACUGCAUACUAUAUAUCUGAAAUUGAGAGACAAUUGGCUGAUGAGGAUGUGUAUCAACUUCUAUCUGGUGAUCCCCUUUUGGGAAUCAUUAGAAAGAUUAGAACACUAUUAGAUGAUAUGGUAGAUAGUGGGGUCAUUACGGAUAAACUUAGGAAAUUCUUGGUGGUGUCGAGAUUUCUUCAACACGGAAAAUGUGUGAAAUUCCUUCUACUGUUACUCACAAAGCUGAUGAUACAGAGUGCUACUUUCUGUGCCCUAUUUAUGGAGAUGCAGAAGGUGAAAAUACCCUCCCUUUCACCUAUAAGUGGCUGCAAAUGUGUUGUGUUUGUCUUGGGGCAGACCAUACAGAUUCAACACCCACAGACCAACCAGCAUCUCUCCUUCCAGUAUGACUGCUGUUUUUGGUCCGUUCAACCUGAUGACUCCUCUUACUCCUCACAAGAAGCAGUGUACAAUCACCUUGCUCAGCCCCUUUUGCAAGGAGUCUUCCAGGGAAUGAUGGGGUUUAAUGAAGCGGCUGGAAUAAUUUCAAGAUUUUGUGAAGAGCUAUUUAAAAAUGUAAACAGCACUAGUCAAGAAGAGGUAUGUGAUUGCCUCCUGCGCAGAUGUGCAGAACUCAAUGCAGAGAUUGAUAAGCUUACAGCAGCACAGCAGUGUGUACAGGAGGUGGAUCAGGAAAUGUCUUGGGAAGAGAAACUUGAACUAGCCAAACAACAAAAAAUAGAAGAUGCUAAGGAACUGCAGUACAAUCAUAAAAAAUCGGACAAGCAGCUGGUAAUUUCUGGAUCAGAGUUACUAGUCAAGGAGGAAGAUUUCCCGGGGCUCAUCCUUCAGCUUCUAAUACACCUUCAUGAAGUCUGGGCCUCCAGCAAUGAUGUCUUAAUGGCAUAUGAGCAACAGGCAUAUCUUGGAGAUUUGGUUGUUCAACCUCACUUAAUAAAAGUGUCCACUGCUUUCAGCCACAUGACAACAUCAGCCACGUUCCUUGAUGUCUGUCCAGAACACCUGGUCCCCUGUCCUCGUAGUCAUCUCCUAAAUGAAUUGAAGAAGCUUGGAAACCGUGUUGCCCUUCUCCUGCACGGAUGUGAAUGUGACAUUAUGUCAAUGAUAAAGUCAUCCAAGAUGCAGAUUAACCAAUCUGUCACUGCCAUUGCUGCAAGGCUUGGACAGCUUUCUGUCUCCAGGCAACCUCUGCCUACGGGGCAGGCAGAGGUAAAUGUGUCUCACUUAUGUUUCUAUCCUGACAUAGAAAGAUUAGGUUACAGACUAAGCUGAAGGUCCAUAUCUCAGACAAAAACAUUUACAGUAGCUCCCUUACAAAGGUUUGUAGAAUAUCAACUUAUCAGAAAAACUAUCAUUGACCAUCCCUAGGCCAGCAUUGGAUACUUAAUC